Messenger RNA from Eurytemora carolleeae, 8838 nucleotides. RefSeq lists its product as uncharacterized. Gene Ontology annotation, molecular function: protein binding. The transcript has 37 exons. NCBI's taxonomy places the organism in Eukaryota, Metazoa, Arthropoda, Copepoda, Calanoida, Temoridae. The record is from RefSeq and is a predicted model, not a curated record. The coding region runs from base 333 to 7730 and encodes 2465 amino acids.
AUGAACAGUUUUCAAAAACAAAAACAUGUAAAUCUUAUUUUAAGGGUACCGUUGUGCAUCGGAUGCCAUUUUGUCAAUACAGGUUCACUAGAAAUUAAGUUUGCAGUCCCUUCAAGCCCCCCGCCCCCCUAAUUAAAUUCCUAGACUUCUGAAUUUGCUAAAAUUUCAGGAUUAUCUCAAAAAAACAAAAUUCCAGACUUAGUGCGGACAAGAUAAAGUUAUAAACUGCUUUUACCCAGUGAUUAGGGGGCCAGCCAGGUGUAGGCCUUGCAUCCUAGCAUCGGAGCCAACUGUGAGUGAUUGAUUGUGAAGUGAUUAAUCAUUAAAGAAACAUGGCAGUGGUUUCUAACCGACCAGCUGGUCACCCUCCUCCUGGAAUGCCAGAUUACGACGACCUCUGUGAUGACCUGACCUACGAUGAGUUAACCGAUGGCAUGUCAACUUGUAGCGGGUCGGUCAACGACCUGCUAGAUCAGCUAGUCGAGGAAGAUUUCAGAGAUUGUUUGGAUGAAAGUGCUAGUAUUCUGGACGAUCUGUCUAUCCCAGAUGAUACAGAAAUGCCGGGUUUGAAACCGUUCAGUAUGAAGAAAUUUAUGAUGAAUAAGAAUCUGAAUGUGAAUCCUCCAAGUACGGACAGAAUAAAUCCGCAAAAACCGGUUCAUGGAGCACAUGGCGCGCUGAAAAAUGGCGCCGCGGAGAUCAGCCAUACCAAAUAUGGCGGAGGGGCAAUACAAGAAAUAAAACAUGACCAGGGUCCUGGAACUGGUGAUUUCGUCAAAAUGUCCGAGAAUUCUCAAUCUAAAAAUAUCGUCGGAGAAUUUAUGCGAGUUCGAGAAGAGAAGUUCAGUUCUCUGAGUGGAAAAAAUAGCGUUAUUCAAGGAGGAAAAACUAAUUCUACCUCCAACUUUGACGUAGCUGUUACUUCAUUUACACAGCCAAACAAUCAGCAACAACUGAACCAACAGCAACAGCUGUAUAACCAACAGCUGCUGAAGAAGCAACAAUUAUUUCUACAGCAACAGGAGCAGUUAAAUAAUAUUCAUCGGCAACAGCAAGAGCAGAAACAGCAAUUUACCAAUGCCGGAAACAGUUCCAAUAACGGUAGCAUAAAUUCUGCCUAUCUUGUACAAAAAGCUAGUAAUAAUGGAAUAGUAAAUUCAGGCAAUAUUGAAAGCCCAAUUACACCAAAUAGAAAUUCAAGUGUACCUAACAGAAAUUCAAGUGUGUCCAAUGAAAAUUCAAGCAUUUCCAAUGGAAAUUCAAGCCUUUCCAACGGAAAUUCAAGUUUAUCCAACGGAAAUUCCAGUUAUACGGAUAGAUAUCCGCGAAAUUCUUCUGGAGGAAAUAGUUCACAGUACACUAAACUUAAUGGAGAUAGAUCUUCAGUAAACUGUACGGACACUGCUGUGUACUCAAGCAACCCCAGUUCGGCCAGGAGUAGCGUGGAGAGUUUUAUCAAUAAUAAACCUGCAUCUGAAUAUACAGGCUCAGGCCGAACGAAGACCUGCCCUUCACCGAGCUUUGAUGCAAGACACCUGAAAAAUGCCAAGUGGUCCAGUACUGAAGAAAUAAACUAUAAGGAGACUUCAGGUUCCUUCAAGGAUAUUCCAAAGGUUUGGGUUCCCCGGAACCAACCGUCACCUUCCCCGGACUUUAAGCCGGUCAACUUCGAUUCAAACAGUCUGAAGAGGGUCAAACGUAGUGUUUCAUCUGAUAGUGCAUACAACAGCCCUGAUCCUAAGGAUUCCUUUGCCUGGAAGGAUUCAACUUUAGAAAGAAAACUUAAAGAUUUAAAGAAAGGUUCCCUCAGUGACGCUCCUGAGCCGAAAAACAGAGAUAAUGACAACUCUCUUGGGCGAACCUUAGAUAACUGGAAAUCCACUCCUUUGCCUAAGGUUGAGGACCCUGAUGUGCUCCUGUUGAAGAAGGCCAGACAGGAAAAGAAGGUCAAACAGUACUUGGAACAGAACUUUCAGAACAGGAACGAUCUUUUACCUAAGCCUACUGGGACUAGGACAGGUAAGUUUGAUGACUACAGUCCUGAUAGUGAGGUAGGAGCUCUUCAAGCUAAAUACCUGGAUAAGGACGGAGAUAAACCCAGUUCUCCGCCCCACACGCCACCACCUUUUAGCAAGGCUGAAUCUAGAUUUGAACGAGAGCAGAAAAUCAAGGUUGGAUCCUUGGACUCCUUUACUCCAGGCGGUGCUCCCCGAGAACGAAGUUUGAGUCCUCCCCCGUCUGCUAGUUCUGCGCAAGCGCGGUAUGAACGGGAUAGAUUUCGAGUUCAGCCUGGUCGUAUAGAGGACUAUAGGCCUGGUAGAUGCUCAGUUAAUAGUGACAAGAGGACGGACGGAGGUUGCAGCAUUACAAAAUAUUCAUCUUCGCACAGCUUCAAUCCUUUACUGUCUUCUAGAUCAGAGCAUAAUCUUUCUAUCAAUAAGGAAUCUGGUCAACAAUCUGAUAGGCAUAUGCAGAGGAGGAUAAAGGAUGGUUAUGAGAGUGAUUCAACUUUAAGUUACAGAAAACAUAAUUACAAUCCUACUCUUACACCCUCUCCUAAACAAGCAAAACAACUCUAUACACAGGUGCAAAGAGGUGGGGAAGUCCCGAUUAAUGGAUUAAGAAUGUCCGGGAGUGAAAAAGAAACAGAGGUUCUUGAGAAGCAAGAUGAAUCAGAUGAUGAACAGCUUGAAGUUGAUAUUCUUCUCAAAGUAGAAGAAGAGACUGAUGGAGCUGAAACAGAUCCUGGCUACUAUAUCAUAACUGAAGAAAGAUCAACGAACUGCCCAUCAGUAGCUGGAAAUGUAGAGAAAAGGGGAGAGGAACCUCCUGAGAAAAAAGAGGAAGUUUAUUCAAAUCAUCAGAAUGAAGUCCCUAAGGAGAACAUUGAUGAAGACUGCAAGGAGAAGAAUAAGGAUUUUGAGUUAUCUGGUAAAGUCAAGCGAUGGUCAAAGCUUCUGAAAUAUUCUAUGCCCUCAAAAUCAAGUGAAAAGGAGUCACACAAGAAGACUGAAAGCAAGGAAAGGAAGUCAUUGAAGGACAAGAUGAAAGAAAAUGAUUUUGUUGUGUUUCUCACUGAGAGAAGGGCUGUCUCUGAGUCCAGAUUCAAAGUGAUGGAUGCAAUCGGGAACCCGAAUCAUCUGGUGAGAACUAAAUCAGAUCAGAGUUUGAAAGAUGAAUCCUGGAACUCAGGAAUAUCUUCUGGAUCUGUAAAAGACUUGAAAUCCAAGUUUGAAGAUGAAGCACUCAACUUUGAUAUGCAGAUUCAAGAAGAUCCUAGCCCUAAAAUUUUAGAAAAUGCUGAAGAGGGUGUUGAAAAGGUUGAUAAUUCACUUCCUGAACCUGAAAGAUUGAAUGCUGGGAACAAAUCAACUGGUAGCAGUGACAGCAAAAUAAAUGAAUCCAGUCAAGAUUCCUCAAAUGAUGGAAAAAGAGUAAAAAAGGAUGAUCAUGUUGAAACUAAGACGACAAAAAAGGAAAAAAAGGAGAAGAAAGAAAAAAAGAAGCCAUGCACCAUCUGCAAAACUCCCAAAGAGCACAAAGAACACAGAAGAGAAAAGAAAAGGGUGAAACGGGAAAAGGCAGAGAAAGCUGAUAAGGCAGCAGAAAGGGAUUCUAAAAUAGUGUCAACCCCUGAAACAGUAUCUGAAAAUGGAAAAGCAAGUCCUCAUAAGAUUACUGGAGAAAAAUUCUUUCAAAAACUUCUUCUCAGAGAGGAGCUGGAAAAACCAAAAUCUGAAAGGCUGUCAAGGCCCAGAAAACAGAACAAAGAAAAGAAACCAUAUGUAAAAUCCUCCCAGCCAACUUUAGGGGUCUUUUUGAAAGGAAAACAGCCAGUUUCAGACUCAAUAUUUAAACAUUAUGAUCAAGUUGAGAGGUAUCUUGAAAUAAACACACUACCAAGAGGAGUAAUUAGAAAUGAAGAAUCACCAGUAAGAACAAGUUCUAAUUUGGGUGGACCCAUUUUCCCAAGGUCCAUUUCCAACCUUGAAAGAAUUUCAUCUAGAAAGAACUCAGCAGAGCGACCACAUUCAACCAUGUCAAAUACUUCAGAAUCCUCUGACAAGAGAUCAUUUAGCUUACCACGACCUAUUUCUUCUUUGUCACAAAGAUCUGACUCUUCAUUCAUUAUUGAUCAUGUUGAAUACAGAAACUAUGUUUAUGAAAUGGUUCACUCAACACCUAAAAAUGAAAGAUUUUGUAAGCUUCAAUCUUAUUUUAGCACUCUUGAUAGAGUUAUAAAGCUAGAAAGUGUUGCCAGCAAAAUGGAGAUUCACAAGCUUAAGAGUGAAGACAUUGUGGAUUUUGAUACAUGGAGAACAAUGAGAAAGAAGGAGAAGGCCAAAGAUGAGUUGGAUUAUCUACUUACUGACCUGAAAAGGGCACAAAAGGAGAGAGAGUUUAACUUUAGACCAAAGGAGGUUGAACACUUUAAAUGGAAAGGGGACAGUCGCCUCAGGGUGCGGGAUAGAUCAAUUGAAGACUUAAAGAGCAUAUUUAACAAAAAAGGAGCUAGUGGAGAAUUAGAUUUUACAAAGUCUUUGCCAAAGAACUUUGCCAAGCAAGGAGGAUGGUUGGAGAAACAGGAGGCUAGAAGUAAAAUCAAGGAGCCUGAUGCAUUUUCUACUUACCCAAAUUCUAGAAAUAUUCAGUCUCCUUACUCCUUCUUAAAUACACAAAGAUCCAGAAGUUCUCUAUCUAAUGAUCAGGUUUCAUCGUUGAAGAAUCAGUUAAAUGAUAUCCUGAGCAACAGACCUACCAGUGCUGCUUCAUCUCAAUCAUCUCGCUCUCCUUCUAGACAUGAGUUCACUAUUGAAGUUAAUGAAAAGGCAAAGCCGUUGGAAAAUCUUUUUGUACGGCCUGUACCAGAAAUGGUGAGAAAGAGUUUAGAAGAAGCUGAAAGAAAUCUUGAAACCUAUUCGAAGGAAAGAUCAAGAUCCAAGGAAGAUGAGGAGCGUCUCAAAAUUUCCAAGACUAUCAAUGAUGAGCUUAUGAAACGUGUAAAUUUCAAGGAAGAAUGUACUCAGAAGAAAGUGAAUUUUAACACAAAGGACAACAAGGUUCCUCUUGUCUUUCAAAGAAAUACGCCAAAAAGAGACACUUCCCCAAGGGUGUGUUACUCAUUAGAGACUGAGCAAAAUGAAGAUAAAAAAAUGGAGCACAAUGAAAGUAGUGAUUUCCUACUUGUUCUUUCUGACAAUGAAACCAGAAACCCGCAGGUCACAGAAAUCAUAGACAAAUGGGCCAGUGCAGAUUCAGAGGAGGAACACAAAAGGAUGGAUGGGAAAAUGAAGAAGAAAAGUCGACUGUUGGGUGGAUUUAGUUCUCAGAGUUCAGACAGUAUAAGCUCAGGUACUUCAAUGCACACUGUCAUAUAUCAACCUCCCAUAGAGAAACUUGAUAUAAAGACCAUUGAAGAAGUAGAGAUACCAGACAAUAUUCAUGAGAAAAGUUUUGAAGAAAUCAGAAAGAGUUUUGAGAAUGUUGAGUAUGUUGCUUUGCCUGAACCAAUCUCUUUGGUCAAAGAAGAUCAUAACAUUCCAGUGAACAAGGUAAGAGAGACCAAGAAAUCCUUUGAAAUUAUGCCAGAUGACAAGGACACCUUAGAUGAAACAGGACCAACAAAACCUCCUAGAACUCCAGUUAGGUCAUCAUCUUUUCACAAAGCUAUUGGUAGAGCAAGACAGAAUCAACCCCCACCCCAAGUGACUCUUGAUAAGGAUAGCCCUCAAAGUAAAUCUGCCUCCAGUAUCCCAGAGAUACUGCAAGAUGAAGGUUACUCAACUUUCCCUAAUUCUCCCCGCAAACCUAACCGCAAUGUUACAUAUCUAGAGAAGAGUUACAUCCCAGAAAAAUCAAUUUCAAAUGUGGAUUUGACCGACACAGAAAAUAACAGCCUUGAUGAAACUUUCGGAAAAAUGCAUGAAAAGGUGCACUCAUUGGGAGAAAGCACAGAUGGAAAGCUGUUCAUAUUUAGUAGAAACAGUGCCUACAGCUAUAAACCAUCUGACCCAUCCAAAUAUUCCAGGGCCUACCUUCGUGUUGCCAAGACUGGAGAUGUUAGAGAUAAGAGAAUGCAAUUUGAAAGAUGUAAUGGUAACAUCGUAAAGAGUUUACCUGCCGUAAAUCCUGACUUUAUUAAAAAACAUGCCACAGACUCCUCAAAGGUUGUCAUUAAGAAUCAGGAAGUAGCCAAUUUAAACCAAAUCAAAUCAAGAUUAGAGAAGUGUGCCAACAAAUCAGAUGACAUUGUGGAUUAUUGUGGUGCCAUGCUGAAUAAGAAUAAGAUCAAGAAUCUCUGCAAGAAAAUGGGGCACAGUAAAAUACUGUCUAAAAUGUCGUCUUUGCAAAAGAAUGGAAAGCUGGAGGAUGAUGGCUUCAAUAAGCUUAACUUUAAAUCAAAAGUUGAAAAUGACUAUUUUAAGAAGUAUCAUAGUGGAGAUAUAAACAUGAAGAAAUCAAUAUUUGAAGGAUCCCUACAGAAUACUCAGAUGGAAGAAAAAGAAGCUCCAAGCUUUAGAUGGUCUCAGAGAUUUGAAAAAGAUAUGCCCAACCCUGGCAAUUCAUAUACAAAUGCUCAGAAGCAAAAUCAAUUCCGUAGCUACUAUGGUUAUCAUGCCGGUGAUGCUCCACAUAUACCCAACAGAACUGAUAGUCAUGUAUCUUCAAGGCCUGGAAGCUAUUCAAGCAUGGGUAGAAGGGACAAUCAGAGAUGGGGAGAUAUGAGAGAACAUGAAACAGAAGAAGAUGUAAAGCGGAGACAACAACAACAACUAAACCAGUUUUACAGUACACUUUCAUUACAGAAGGAAAAUGAGCUAAAACGGGAUCAGGAAAACAGAAAACAUCAUGAUACGCUUCUACCAAGCCAGAAAUCUCCUGUUCCUUUAAACAGAUAUGAGGAUCAGGAUGUGAAUGGUAACCAGGCAGUUUACUUGAAUGCAGGACGUAAACCUGAAGAUUGUAAGAUGGUGGGCAGAGCUCUUUAUUCAUUCCAGGCCCAGCAUCAUAGAGAAUUGAGCUUCAAAAAGGGAGAUAUUAUUUACAUUAAAAAACAGGUGGAUGGAAAUUGGUAUGAAGGAGAAAGGAACGGAAUGGUUGGAAUAUUUCCAACUACGUAUGUAAAUAUUCUUCCUUCAGAGUCUACCGUCAGUGAAGAAAUAACCCGAAGCCUGGUUCGUAAAGAGAAGAGUAUGGAAGGAGAGUUGGGGAGAGCAAAGUUUAAUUUUGCUGCACAAACCCCUAUGGAGCUCUCGUUGAUCAAAGGAGAGCUGCUAACGAUAACGCGUCGGAUAGAUAAAAACUGGUUUGAAGGAAGGAUCGGAAGCAGAAAAGGAAUAUUCCCUGUUUCUUAUGUUGAAGUUGAGAAUGAAGAGAAUAUUAAGCCUGCUGGAACCCCUGCUGCCCAUUCUAUUCUGAAAACUGGAAUCCAACCUUCCUCUUCUUAUAUACCUAAUAAUAUGGACUUAUCCAGAUCUAUUGGAACGAUGUCCCCCUACUCAACCCUAUCCCGUCCUACCUCCUCUCUCUCUGGUCACCAGGAUAAACCUCAACCACAACCGUUCAGAGCUAUGUACAAUUACAAACCACAGAAUGAAGAUGAAGUUGAGUUAUUUGAAGGCGAUGUUGUUUUCGUAAUGGAGAAAUGUGACGAUGGUUGGUUUGUGGGAACAUCACAACGGACUGGGAUAUUUGGAACCUUCCCGGGCAAUUAUGUUACACAAGUUUAAUUUAAUAACCAAUCAGAAUACUGCUUUCUAAUAAGCUUAGCAGAAAACUGGUCUAUGAUUUGCUGAUUAGUAUACUUGUCUCUGAUUAACUUACUAGAAUACUGGUCUCUGAUUGGUUGACCAGAAUACUGGUCUCUGAUUGGCAGAUUAGAAUACUGGUCUCUGAUUGGCUGACUUGAAUACUAUUUGCUGAUUGGCUAACUAGAAUAUUGUUUAAUGAUUGGCUGACUAGAAUACUGGGCUCUAAUUGGUUAACUUAGAAUACUGGUCUCAGAUUGGCUGAUUAAAAUAUUGGUCUCUGAUUGGCUCACUAGAACACUGUUUUCUGAUUGGCUGACUAGAAUACUGUUUUCUGGUUGGCUGGUUAGAAUACUGGGCUCUAAUUGAUUAACUAGAAUACUGGUCUCAGAUUGGCUAAGUAGAAUACUGGUCUCUGACUGGCUGACUAGAAACCUUUUUUUCUGAUUGGCUUACUAGAAUACUGUUUUCUGAUUGGUUUGCUGGAAAACCAUUCAAAAUACCAAAAACGACUUUUUGCCACACAAAUAAUGAAAACUCAGAGCAAUUAAUUAUAGUCUAAUUUAUGUCCACCUUCCACUAACGAUAACCUCUGCAAAAACUGUGCACUAACAUUAAAAACGAAUUAUGGUGACUAAAUAUAUGGUAUUCUGUAAAUUUAUAUGCAUACACUGAAAUAUUCUUAUAUGUACUCUAUGAACUUUGCCAAAAUAAUAUGUAAACAUAUCAACUUUUUUUAUUCUCAACAUGCUUUUUAACAAUAAUUACUGGUUAAAUAUGUUUCCAUCACAAUUUACAAAUCACAACAAAUGUUUAACAAUUUUGUUUUUCACAGCUUUUUGGACACAUUGAAACGACAUCACAUUUAUUUAUUUAUUUACAGAAAUCGAUUUGAAAAGCCAAGUAAAAUUCAACUAUUUAAUGAACUUGAAAUCCCCCAAAACAUAUUUUUAUCACCAUGUCACUAAAAACUGUACUGUAUUCUUAUUUAAUCAGUUAACACCAACCACCACCAUUAAAAAUAUACAAAAAAGAUCUUGUUAAAAAUAUUUGAAAAAAUUAAGUUUUGAAUAAACGUUAUUUGCACCAA